UACGAGAACAAUAAUCCAUGUUAGUUCAACUUAUAGGGACUGUUCAAAGAAUGUUUUAUACGCUGAAAAAAAUUCAAUUCUUCCAGAUAUUACGGAUUUAAUUUACCUCAAAGAAAUGAUAUCGUGAUUGCUUUGAGAGAUUGACCAUUGGUCAAAAUAUUUCUGCUGUCGUUAAUGGUUUACAAAGUUCAGAAAAAGAAAUCAAUAUUCCGAGAGGAAAUGUAUUUUUAUAUUUAUCUUGUAAAAUACGAUUCAAAAGAUAAUGGUUGAGUCGUAUCAUCAAAAGAAGCAACAUUUAAUGGCUUGAUAGUGAUAAAAGCAAACCCUCGAAUGAUUUUCGCUUCCCAUUAACGACCUCUUUUUUAAUUCCACCAGAGUGGAUGAUUGCGGAUGUGCGAUCCCAGCAUUUGACAUUUGCGGCUCACAAUUGACAACUUAGCGAAAGACUAGUUGUCUUGCGAAAGCUUUUUCUCUGGCAAACAUUCAGCUGGUCAAACAAAGUUAGUCUUCCAUUAAUUAUUUUGAUAGAUCUGCCGUGCGAUAACUGGGUUUAAAGCCCCGCUGAAAGCCAGUAAGCUUCGCACACUAUUUAGAAUAUCGCCUGCUUGCCGACUCGCCUGAAAGUAAUAAGCAAGUUGCUUAUUAGUAAUAUUGCGAACCGUUAGAAAACUGCCUGCCGCUUUUUGCGAUUCUACGAAAGACCAUGGGCGACGACUCAAGUAUCAUCUGCCAGACGGCUUACAACGAUUGCCUGCGGCACGAUAUUGAGAACAAUAUCACGGAUCCUGAUUUCGACCAUGGUUGCUGGAAGGCCUUUUUUGACCUGUGCCUUCCAACAGAGCGUCCAACCCAAGUCGACUCCAACAAGGCGGCUUUAGCUUUCGACAUACCGCUUAUUUUGAUCGCGGCGUUGUCGAUUGGCACCAAUUCUCUCGUAUGCAUCGUGUUCUGCCUUUACAGACAGCUUCGGUUGAUAAGGCAUUACUUCGUGAUCAAUCUCGCAGUUGCCGACAUCUUGAUUGCCGCCAUUCUGAUACCGCUUUUUGUCGCAGCCCAGUUAACAACUGACAAUAUUGCUUUAUGUCGUUGUCAGAUCGUGUUGGACAUCGCAUGCGGCACGGCAUCCCUUCUGUGUCUUGCGUUUAUCAGCCUAGAGAGAUACGUCGCCGUCAAAUACUCGCUUCACUAUCACUCAAUAGUUUCUCAGCGUAAAGCCAUAUUUUGCAUGGCAUUCAUCUGGAUAUAUUCCAUCAUUGCCUCUUGUGCGGCCUUCUUGUCCCUGCUGAAAGACUCCGAUAACGAGUCGUGCUUAUUCUUUGGACGCGAGUACGUUACGUUCAUCACAGUAGCAAGUUUUGUUACCCCGGUCGGCGUUAUGGCUAUUUCUUACUGGAACAUAUUCCUCGUUGCUCGCGCUCACGCUCGCAGAAUAGACUCAUUGUCCAUGCAAGGGUAUUCUGAGAGAUCAGGCGAGUCAAAACGCAGGAUGAAGCGCGAACUCAAAGGAGCGAAGAUUUUAACCAUCAUAAUGGGAACUCACUUUGUUUGUUGGUGCCCGUUGUUUGUUUUCUUUCUUGUUUACACAUACUGUCCCUCUUGCCGAGGGGACACCAUGCGGGUUGUGAACUACGUCAUACUGUUCCUCCGACAUUUCAACUCGUUCUGUAAUCCACUUAUUUACAGUGGGAUAAACAAGCAGUUCAGAGCCGCUAUCAAAAGAUUUGUGCUGCAUAGAAACGAAAGCAUUGAAGAACUACAAACAACGGCUGCUACAAGAUCUUGACUGACAUUUUCUGACGCUGGUAUUUGUUCCAUAUUACUGUAGUUUAAACUGACAUCUUCUUUUACUUCAUAUAUAAUAUCAGCUUAACAUCUUAUUCAAAGUCAGUCUUGCCAAAAGUGUAUGCACGUGUACCCAGAAUUAUUCUUCUUUCCUCUUCAUCGGGAGUAAAACACCAUGCUAAAGCGGUUUUUCAAUUGAGUGUCGUAAAACAACGACCAAAGUGAGGAUAAACAAUCCCAAUAACCAUUCUAAUCGCAGUAAGUCCAUGUAGCUGACGCAGAGAGCGGGAAAACGUGAGUGAGCGAGUCUGGUUUUGGUUUAACUUCUAAUUGGAUGAAAAAGUGACGCGAGUUUUUUAAGCCAAUCAUGUAACGCAGAAAUCCAAAGUCAAUUACUUUUCGACGCUCAAGUGGAAACUGCUACGGGUAAUAUAUUAAAGAAUUAUUUGUACUCGCUAAACAGUGACCUUCCUUUAUAUUUGGGAUUGCACAAUUCAAUUACAAUACAAUAGUAAACGUUUUGACCUCACGUUUUUCUCGUUAAGGUGUCCAUUCGUUUCUUUUUCUGUUACUUGAGAUUUUAUUUUCAAAAACAGUAAAAACCACCCUUGUUUUUCUUUGUUUUUAGUUUUUGUACUGUUUUCCUCGCGACCCAUGGCUGACCCAGUUUGGCCACAUGGUUGUUAUGGUGUCUUGCGUGCUCGUUGGUAUUCUAAGAAUAGUACGAAAAUUGAUAGCAGUGAGCAGAACAUUGUGAAUUUAGACAUCCGUUUUAUGUCGUUCGUGUAAUUCAUUAUCCCUAGAAAGUUGAUUUACACUUAUUUUAUUGGUCAUUUUAAUGAGUCGCGUUAUACAUGCAUGUUUAAGGCGGCAGAAAUCUCUCCGGUAGUACAUGGAUAUGAUAAAGUUGUAAUACCGUGGAAACGAUAUGUUCUGCUUUUUUAUUUGUGUAUGUAUUAGCUAAUUUAAAACCUUUUCCGCAAAGCACGUUUUCUCGGACAUUAGAGAGAUAAAGCAUGACGUUACGUCAAACGGCAAAAAUUUUCAUUUUUGCCGUCUGUCUUCAGCUGUCUAUACAGUAGAGUGAAAAUAUUUGUAUUUGCGGUGAAUAGUAGAAAAAAUUUGCUAAUUUUGGUGUGACGUAGUUAAGGAUUAGAAGAAAAGAACACAAAUUCAGAGAUAAUCUUUGCCGUUUGCCGUCUACGGUAAACGUCAUGCUUUAACUCUCUCUAUUAAUUAAAUUCCACGUGAGAGUAAAAUACGACAUCUAAAUUAGACCUGCAAUUUAUUAUUUUGGCGAAAUGAGGCCAUUUAAUGACUCUACUAUCUUAGUUUCAGACAUCAUGCCAUAACCAAAGCAAUCUUCGUGUAUAUUCUGUAGUUUUAUUAUAUCUUGUUUAGUUUCUCGCAGUAUAUGCCAUAAAUAGAAACCUUCAAUUAAAGAAGAGCGUGCUCUUUAAUUAGAUUUGAAUGACAACGGAUUUGGUGGCGUAAUUGUAUUAGAUUGCAAAGAAAAUCAUCGGAUGGCGGUUUUAGCACAUUGAGAUUUUUGACCAAAAUUUCACUUUAUGAAUUUUACUUUCAUGUUGAGACUUUAUAUUUGCUCAAGGUUUUAUUACUAUUAUUAUUGUUAUUAUUAUUAUCAUUAUUAUUAUUAUUUCUCUAUUUAUUUAUUUAUUUAUUUUUGUUGCUGUGUGUCUGUGUGUAUUUUUCACAAAGGAAGAACUGCAUUGCAUCUCGUCUCUCAAAAUUAGUCCCGCCAUUAUUCCUAGAGAUGUUCCUAACUCAUGUUUUGACCCUUGAGAUGCAAUAGCGUCUUUCCAAAAUAAUAAACAUACUUAGUUGUCUACUUUAACUUUAGUUUGCUUAUGUGAAGAAAGAAUUAAUAAAUAAACAAUGAAGGUGUAAGGUUAGGGUUAAACAGAAACUGCCACCGCGGACAGUGUUUAGCUUUUCUUAUAAGAGCAUUUGUGUGUCACCUUUUCCAACGUAGAAAUGUAUGAGAUUAAGGUCCAGUCCACAAUACGCCGGUGGAAUUUGAAAACGGGGGUUUAACUCUGAAAACGCAUCAAA
Orbicella faveolata is the source of this 3855-nucleotide messenger RNA. Its product is annotated as putative G protein-coupled receptor No18. NCBI's taxonomy places the organism in Eukaryota, Metazoa, Cnidaria, Anthozoa, Scleractinia, Merulinidae. Gene Ontology annotation, cellular component: dendrite; plasma membrane. Gene Ontology annotation, molecular function: G protein-coupled serotonin receptor activity; neurotransmitter receptor activity. Gene Ontology annotation, biological process: chemical synaptic transmission; G protein-coupled receptor signaling pathway, coupled to cyclic nucleotide second messenger. The record is from RefSeq and is a predicted model, not a curated record.